Messenger RNA from Gamsiella multidivaricata, 2883 nucleotides. RefSeq lists its product as uncharacterized. Gene Ontology annotation, molecular function: RNA binding. The transcript has 6 exons. Bases 61 to 2883 code for a protein of 940 amino acids. Lineage: Eukaryota; Fungi; Mortierellomycota; Mortierellomycetes; Mortierellales; Mortierellaceae. The record is from RefSeq and is a predicted model, not a curated record.
ACCUGAACCACUGUCCAGCUUCGUCCGUCUCAUUCCCAAGACUCGUCUAUAUAAUACACCAUGUCGGACACUUCAGUACUAGCUGUGCCCGAUGCCGCCAUCACCCCAUCAACAACCACCGCACCUGCAGAGGAGAAUACUAGCAAGUCUACUCUCUUUGUCCGUGGACUUCCCUAUGAGGCAACAAGCGCUCAGUUGGAGGCAUUCUUCUCAGAGGUCGGACCUGUGCGAUCAUGCUUCGUAGUCCUGGAUCGAAGCGCGGAGCAGGCUGCUGCAGAGUCGCCCGAGGGCGAGGAUAACAAGACAGGAAUUGCUGCGGCUGCUGCCGCCGCUGCCAAGGGACCAUCCAAGAACAAGGGAUAUGGUUUCGUGCAGUUUGUCCUGCCAGAUGAUGCAGACAAGGCUAUCAAUGAAUUGCGUAGUGUGAAGUUCUUGAAGCAGAGACCUUUGAUCAUGGAGAAGGCCGUUAAGAAAUCCCAUGAUGGGGAAGAUAAGCCAAAGAGAGAACUCAAGCCCAAACCCAAGUCUAAGAGCGACAAACCCAAGAAGACCAAGGAAGCUGCUAAUUCUUCGGAGGAACCCAAGGAGAAAAAUUAUUCAUUCCAGACGGUUGCGCUGAAGGGACUGGGCAAGGAUAUUACAAAGAAGCACAUUUACAAGAGGGUUCGCAAGGUGGGAGAUGUCAAGGAUGUCAUUUAUCCAGUUAUUAUUAAAGCUUCGGAGGGCGCAGCAGCGGAAGAGAAAAACGAAGAGAAAACUGAAGAAGGAACAGCUCAUGUUAUCUACAGCACGGCUGCGUUGGCUGCCUCAGCAGUCCAGGCACUGGAUGGACACAUUUUUAAAGGCUGUGCGCUUCAUGCCACAUUGCUCGCCUCGCCCUCAGUAUACAAACGCUGCCGAUUGAUUGUUCGCAACUUGCCAUGGAAGUACAGGGAAUCAGAACUGCGCGCACUCUUCACAAAGUUCGGCACGGUCCAUGAUGUCAAUCUGCCCCGCAAGUACGAGGGCGGGCCCUUGCGAGGAUUCGGAUUCGUUCAAAUGGAAAAUCUGGAUGCGACUGAAAAAGCUGUUGCGGCCCUGAACGGAACUGAGCAUCACGGCCGUGUUAUCGCUGUUGAUUGGGCUUUGGCCAAGGACCGUUUCGAGGAGGCUGAGGCCCAGUCUCGGACAGGAGAGACAUCGGCAGCAGUCGCAGCAGCACCGGAGGUGCAAGAUCAGGAUGUCGAAAUGGAGGAGCAGUCUUCUGAUAAUGAGACAGGAGGAAACGAGAAUGGCGACGACGAAGAAGACGAGGACGAGGAUGAGAAGAAUGAGGAGGAGAACGAAGAAGAGGAGAGUGAGGAUGAUGACGACGAAGAACUGAACCUGGAUCAUUUGAAGGACGAUGAGGAGGAGGACGCUGAGGACUCUGAUGAAGAGAUGGAUGCGGAGGAGGAGGACGCCGCAGCUUUGGCAGCACUCGAUGCAGAAGAAGCCGAGGAAAAGGAACAGAAAAAGAUGGCCCUUCCUGAUCCAAGUGAAGGAACAACUCUGUUCGUCCGCAAUCUGGAUUUUGAAGCCACCAAGGACGAUCUCUUUGAGCUGUUUCGUCACUGGGGAAAGAUCCGCUACUGCCGUGUGACAAUGGACCAUGACACUGGGCGCUCUCGAGGAACAGGAUUUGUCUGCUACUUCAAUAAGGGCGCAGCCGACAAUUGCAUGAUUGAGGCUGAGAAGGUUGCUGCCAUUGUCAACCCCAUCCAGGCUGAGAACGACCGGAAGAAGAAGAACAACUUUGUCAAGCAUACAAUUUUGCAGCCAGACCUGCCCGAAGAGCUGGCUGUCAAGUUCACUCUUAAUGGACGUGUUCUGAACGUUGUCCGCGCUGUCGAUAAAACAUCGGCUACAAACCUGCUGGAAGCUGGACAACACAAGCGCGAACGUGAAGACCGCAGAAACCUGUAUCUCAUGCGCGAGGGCGUCAUCUUCCCGGAUUCUCCUGCUGCCGCCGCCAUCCUCCCCAGCGAGCUCUCGAAACGCCAGACCUCAUUCUCGGCCCGUCGUGCGUUGCUCGCCCGCAACCCUUCGCUCUUUAUCUCCAAGACCCGCCUCUCGAUCCGCAACCUACCCUUGAAGAUGGACGAGAAGGAGCUUCGAAAGCUGGGAGUCCAGGCGAUCCAAAAGUUCAAGAACGAGGUCAAGGAGGGCAAGCGAGCCCAUCUUACCAAGGAGGAGCAGGCCGAGGGCUGGGACAAGCGCGUGUUUGUGAAGCAGGCAAAGGUGAUUCGAUCCAAGGAUCGCGUCGAUGCAGCAACGCAGGAAUUGCGGUCCAAGGGUUACGGUUUCUUGGAGUACUCGACUCAUGCCCAUGCCUUGGCUGGUCUUCGGUGGUUGAACAACAACCCGUCGCUGUUUGGUGAGAAGAAGUGUUUGAUUGUCGAGUUCUCGAUCGAAAACGUGAUGGUCAAUAAGCAGAGGUCAGAACGCGAAACUAGGAGAGCGGUCAAACGCAAGAGAGUAGAGGAUGGCGAGGAAGAAAAUGAGGAGCCCGCAGAGGAAGCACAAGAGAAGAAGCGCCCAAGGAGAUCUAUACACGAGGGCGGCGGCCGAGAAGGAGGCCGUGAGUCCAGAGGGGGUUUCCGAGGCGGCAGGGGGCGUGGUGGAAACGACCGCGGUGCGCCCAGAGGCGGCUCUAGAGAUGGAUUCAGAGGAGGCGCCAGGGGUGGAUCUAGCGGCGGCCGAGGCGGGUUCCGUGGUGGUCGCGGAGGCAGUAGUGACCGAGGCGGGUUCCGUGGUGGUCGCGGAGGCGGUAGUGACCGAGGUGGCCGUGGUGGCCGUGGUGGCCGUGGUGGCCGUGGUAGUGGAAGAGGGGGUCGAGGAGGACGCGGCCGAGGACGCGAUUAG